Molecule: messenger RNA, 2385 nt
Organism: Schistocerca piceifrons (Central American locust)
Lineage: Eukaryota; Metazoa; Arthropoda; Insecta; Orthoptera; Acrididae
Product: aminopeptidase N-like
Exons: 13
Coding region: 1-2385 (794 amino acids)
Biological process (GO): proteolysis; peptide catabolic process
Cellular component (GO): cytoplasm
Molecular function (GO): metalloaminopeptidase activity; zinc ion binding; peptide binding
Source: RefSeq, a predicted model, not a curated record
AUGCCGAGGGCAGCUGCUACCCACUGCUCGCUGCCAACCGCCAGCCACGUGCCCACGCGCCCCCGCUUGGCGGCCGACUGUCAGAGCCAGCGACUCGGAAAGUUAGACAGGCCCAGGCGGCACGGCACGCAUGGCCCGGUGCUGCACUCAAGGACUUGUCCGUCGCUGCUGCCCACGACAUCUGUGCUGGCCACAAGUAUUGGUUGGUUUCCGAGUUUCUACAUUACAUCUCACCUUGGUGUCCAGAUGAAAACAGUAGCGACAGCAGCUGCCGUGGCGCUGCUGAUGGCGCUGGCGUCGUCGCCAACGGACGCGCAGAGGCUGCCGGGAGAGAGUUUGCCUCGCUCCUACAAGGUCACGUUCGCGCCUAACCUCAACGAGGGGGAACAACCGUUCAGAUUUUACGGCUCUACCUUCAUAGAGGUGGAAGUUGUGCGCGACACGCCCACACUCACGAUGCACGCAGACGUCGACAUAGUGACUGUGUCCGUCAUGUUGACCAAUGGUACCCUCAUCGGCGCCAGUCACGAACCGCUGCAGGACGGCAGCAACUUCCUCGUCAUCACCCUCCAAGAGCAGGUUUUUGCCGGUGACCGAUUGACUGUGGUCCUCGAAUUCGUUGGUGAUGUUCGUGAGCGGUACAACGGCUUCUACCGCAGCUCGUACGAGCAAGAUGGAGAGACCAGGUGGCUGGGAGUGACGCAGUUCGAGCGGAGGGGGGCGCGAAAGGCCAUGCCAUGUUACGACGAGCCGGCCAUCAAGGCAACCUGGGAGUUUACCUUCCGCCCACAGCAAGGUUACAACGUGCUUUUCAACACUCCACUGAUCAGCGCCACUGACGACGAAGAUGGAAGGCGCACCCUGACCUUCGAGCAGACGCCGGUGAUGAGCGCCUUCCUGCUAGCUUGGGUCGUGUCCGACUUCGUAGGCGUGCAGUCGCCGCUGGAGUCCAACACGACUGUCUGGACGAGCAGGGACACGGCGGCACAGGCAGAGUACGCCAGUGUGAUUGGGCCACGCACCGUCCGCUCCAUGGAGCAGCUGGUGCGUGUUCCGUACAACCACGGCAACCUCACCAAGAUGGACCACGUCGCUGUGCCGGACACAUUCGUUGCCGCCAUGGAGAACUGGGGGCUGAUCACUUACAAUCAGCAGUUCCUGCUGGCCCUGGACAACUACACCUCGGAGGCGACUAAGGAACGGGUGCUGACCUCCAUCCAGCACGAGGUGGCUCAUCAGUGGUUCGGUGACCUGGUCAGCCCCAACUGGUGGUCCGUGCUUUGGCUUAGUGAAGGUUUAGCCACGUUCUUCGAAAGCUUUGCUUCUGCACUCUUGGAGCCCACGUGGCGAAUCGAUGAAGCGUUCGUGGUUUCAACCUUGCUUAGGCAAGCGAUUGCCUACGAUGAAGAUCCUUCUGCAGCACCCAUCACCAGCGAGGAUGCUGGCAUCAACAUCUAUUAUAAAGACACAAAUACGGACCUUACGUGCAUAAACGACACUACUGCUCACAGCCAGUUCAGCAACGCCACGGAUGACAUCCUAUUUGCGGCGAUGGACGCGGUGGCGUCCUCGUCGGACCUGCCUUCCGACGCGACUGUGUCAUCAGUGAUGCUGCCGUGGGCGCGGCAGGCCGGCUUCCCCCUCAUCACCGUCACCAGGAACUACUCGGACGGCUCCGCUGUCGUCACGCAGAACCGUUGGCUGGUGCCUGCUGGUCCCAGCGACGAGACGACGUGGACGGUGCCCGUGACGUACACGUCCAAGUCGGAGGCCGCCUUCUCCACCAGCACGAGGCUGUGGCUGACCGACACGACGGCGCGGCUGGACAACGUCGCCGACGCCGCAGCAGACGACUGGGUCAUCUUCAACCUCAACGUCGUUGGGUUUUACCGAGUGCAGUACGACACAGACAACUGGGCUCUGCUGGUGCAGCAGCUCCUGAGCGACCACGAGGUGAUCCCGCCCGUCAACCGCGCUCUGCUGCUGGACGAUGCGAGGGCGCUGGUGGAGGCCGACCUGCUGCCCCUCGACACGCUUCUCAACCUGACGUCCUACCUAGCGCAGGAGAUGGACUACAUACCCUGGCUCGAAGCCGAAACCGUGCUCAGCGAACUGUCGUCGAUUAUAGAUUCUGGCGAAUUCGACUUUUCAAGAGUUAAGACUAUGCAAGACGUGUUCAGGAGAUUGUUGGCAACGACAGACCCCUACGUUUCUUCCUUACGCAAAUCUUCGCCGAAGAAACUGAAGAGUUUGUCGCCAGAAGCCGUUGCCCUCUUAGUUCCUGUGGCGGAAGACUAUGAAGAUUCAGAUGCAGAUGCAGGUAAUGAGGAAACAGUGUUUGAGGAUGAUGACGAUUCAGUUGAAGCAGAAGAUGAAAAAGAAUAA